Ophidiomyces ophidiicola is the source of this 1401-nucleotide messenger RNA. RefSeq lists its product as uncharacterized. Bases 1 to 1401 code for a protein of 466 amino acids. Gene Ontology annotation, cellular component: membrane; cytoplasm; intracellular membrane-bounded organelle. The record is from RefSeq and is a predicted model, not a curated record. Gene Ontology annotation, biological process: sphingosine biosynthetic process. The transcript has a single exon. NCBI's taxonomy places the organism in Eukaryota, Fungi, Ascomycota, Eurotiomycetes, Onygenales, Onygenaceae.
AUGUCUCUAAAAUAUCAAGGAAACCUAGAUGGAAAACAGGUGGCAGUCUCUGUAUCGGAAACGGGCUUCGAAUAUGAAGAUCUAAAGUCAACGCAAACGUCAUCUGUGUUGUUGGACAAGAUAGUAACCGUUUUUCCUAUUUCCAAUGAAGGGAAUGAGGAUUCUCAAAUCAGCAUUCUUUUUAUCGAGCAGAGCGCUUCGGAUAAUUCGGACAUCAGGUUGAAGUGCCUGGAAGUUCGCGGGCUUCAAGAUGCAUUGUGGCACAGGACGAUGACCGUGCUCCCACCAUAUUUAAGAAUCCCACCAAGCAACACUUCGAACAUACAUGUUGUUGUCUCUACACAUUCAGGGACCCAUGGAGCUCUUCGCUUUUUCGACAAUGCGUUACGGCCUCUGCUGUCAAAGAUGGGCAUUGAGGGUUAUCAACAUUAUGAAACACAGUCAGCAGAGACGAUCAUUGAAUUGAGCCGAGCGAUAUUCCUGCCAAAGGCACAAGCAGGAGUAAGGCAAACUAUUAUUUUACUUUCAGGGGAUGGUGGGCUCGUUGAUAUCAUCAAGGUCCUUUCGGGGAUGGGACACUCCAGUAGUUGUGAUAUGGGUGUGUUUGUCGCGCCAUAUGUCUCCCUUAUUCCCAUGGGGACCGGAAAUGCUACCGCAAACUCAACUGGUCUAGCUGGAGAUGCUACAUGGGGACUAUCCACAUUGCUACACGGAAGACCCCAGAGGUUACCCCUAUUCCGAGUCUCCCUGUCGCCAGGCUCAGCGUAUGUGAUAGAUGAAGGGCGACGGAAAAAACCAAUGCUCGAAUCCACCGAGACAAAUGGCGCUGCAGAGGUGUAUGGAGCAGUGGUUGUUAGUUGGGGCAUGCACGCAUCCCUGGUAGCGGAAAGCGAUACCACUGAAUAUCGCAAAUUCGGUGCCGAGCGAUUUCAAAUGGCGGCAAAAGAGCUCCUAUACCCCUCGGAUGGCAGUCAAACACACCAAUACCAAGGCGGAUUAACGCUAAUAAAGAAGGGCCUACCUGGCGCUGAGGGUGUAGUGGCGGUUGAUAGAAUGAAACAUAUGUACGUUCUGGUUACGCUGAUGUCGCAGCUUGAGAAGGGAUUUACCAUAUCUCCAUCGUCUACUCCAUUAGAUGGGCAGCUAAGGGUAGUUCAUUUUGGGCCGUUGGAUCCGGAUGUCGCUAUGGGACUAAUGAUGAAGGCAUACGAUGGUGGAAAACAUGUGAACGACAAUCUGGUUGGAUAUGAAGCUGUGGAAGGAGUGAGAAUUGAGUUCCAGGAGGAAGAUGACAAGUGGAGGCGAGUUUGUGUUGACGGGAAGAUUCUGGUAAUAGAAAAAGGAGGAUGGCUAGAAGUUAGAGCGUCCAGCGAAAAUUUGUUGGACUUGAUUAUUCUAUAA